Molecule: messenger RNA, 1444 nt
Organism: Rana temporaria (common frog)
Lineage: Eukaryota; Metazoa; Chordata; Amphibia; Anura; Ranidae
Gene: NEU3
Product: neuraminidase 3
Exons: 3
Coding region: 243-1403 (386 amino acids)
Biological process (GO): ganglioside catabolic process; oligosaccharide catabolic process
Cellular component (GO): lysosome; membrane; cytoplasm
Molecular function (GO): exo-alpha-sialidase activity
Source: RefSeq, a predicted model, not a curated record
UUAGUCGCCUCAGGUUACCCGUUGGGUUAGAAUAACGCUUUACGAGGACGUGCACUAGAGGCCGAUUUUUCCCUCGGGCAAUCGGAAGCCAUUUUCUUUUUGCCUCUCCCUUCUACAGUAAGGAAAUGCUCUACGAGAAAAUGGCCGCCAGCAGACACCCUGUAUCUUAGCCUUUAGUUUUGCUGCUCUGCUCGCUGUCAUUUUUUAGUGCAGACUCUGGAUAGGAGACGGAGAGAUACACCAUGGCGGAGGCGGCAGUACCGGACGUGUCCACACUGUUCAAGCGGGAGCCCUGCGGCAUGACGUACCGGAUCCCGGCCCUCAUCUACAUCGAGCAUCCCUCCAUGUUUUUGGCGUUUGCAGAGAAGCGGUUGUCGCCCCGGGAUCAGGACGCUCUGUGCCUGGUGAUGAGGAGAGGAGUGGAGGCUCAUGGGACUCUGCGGUGGGAAAACAUGAUUACCUUGAAACAAGCCAAGCUACUGGACCACCGUACCAUGAACCCGUGCCCGGUGUACGACAAGCACACCAGAACCGUCUUCCUUUUCUUCAUCUGCGUCCGGAGAAACUGCUCAGAAAUGAGGCAGAUCAUUACCGGCAUAAACGCUGCCCGAAUCUGCUACGUCACCAGCACCGACUACGGCAAAUCCUGGAACUCCCUAGUGGACGUAACGGAGGACGUUCUGGGCAAGGAGCUGGAGAACUGUGCCACCGUGGCUGUUGGGCCUGGUCACGGAAUCCAGUCCCUAUCGGGAAAGCUGAUAGUGCCGGCCUACCUCUACUACAUCCACUCCCGUGUCUGCGGUCUACCCAUUCCAUGGAAAACCAAGCCUCACUCUUUCAUCUUCUACAGUGAUGACCAUGGUAAAAGAUGGCACAGGGGGUGCACCAUUUGGCAACGGCAGACUGGCGAGUGCGAGGUGGCAUAUGUGUCCUGCUGCAACGGUCCUGACAUGUUGUAUUGCAGCGCCCGGACAAAAAAGCACUACCGGGUAGAAGCUACCAGUAGCGACCAGGCCAAGGGGUUUGACAGUUCUGAUCUGUGCAGGAACCUUUGUGAACCACCCCAUGGGUGCCAGGGAAGUGUGGUGAGCUACCAGCCCUUAGAGAGCCACCAAGAGGCAGAUGACCUGGAUGCUAAGUCUUGGCUGCUCUACUCCCACCCAACGAGCAAAUAUGAAAGGGUUGACUUAGGGAUCUACCUAAACAAAUCCCCACUGAAACCCACUGGAUGGAACCAACCGUGGAUCAUUAACCAGGGCCCCAGCGGGUACUCCGACCUAGCCGUCUGCCAGGGCACACAUGCAUUUGGAUGCCUCUUCGAGUGUGGCGUAGACGCUUGUGAAAACAUCGUCUUUCGAAGGUUCACCGUAGAGGAGCUGUUGGAAAAUUUGUCAAAACGUUAAUCGGUUUCUUGUUACAACCUCCAAUAAAUGUUUGGAAACAA